UAAAAAAACGUUUGACCGUUGUAUUGUCUGAGUGGAUAUGAGGAAAGGAUAAGUAGUGCCACAAUAGAAAAAUGGUCAAAAAGUCAGACAUAUAUUCUAUCUGGAGAUCACAAAACCACUUAAAUAUUUUUUUAGAAUAAGAAAAAGAGAGAAAGAAAAAAGGAGAAUUAUUGGGUAAUAAUUAAAAUUUGGAACAAAAUUGAGUAAAGGCUUGAAUUACCAGUCCGACAAUACCAACACGUUCUUGGCAACUCACUUACUGAGUUUUCCACCCAUAUCAAGCCAUUAAAUUUUUUUCCUUCAAAUAACCAAAAACCCUUUUCAGGCAUCUCUGUUUCUCUCCCAAUUCCCUCUCUUUUCAUCAUUUUUAAGAUCUGCCCACCUUCACAUAUCGUCUCAUCUCAUCUGGGUUCUUAUUUAUUUUGAAUUUUUGUGGUUGAAAGUAACAGAGGAAGAGAACACACAAGACCAUGGAUGCUAUUUCUCAGUGGCAAAAACAAUGGUUUGAUUACAUCCACUACCUCCGUCAAGAGGGAUUCUUGGACGAUCAGUUUGUGCAGCUAAAGAAACUGCAGGAUGAGAACUCCCCUGAUUUUGUUGUUGAGGUUGUUUCUCUCUUCUUUGAGGACUCUCAGAAACUCCUCACAAACAUGGCAAAUGCUUUUGAGCAAAAAGUGGUGGACUUCAAACAGGUGGAUGCCAAUGUUCAUCAGUUAAAGGGUAGUAGUGCCAGUAUUGGGGCAAUGAGACUUAAAAACGUAUGCGUUAACUUCAGAAAUUACUGUGAAGCUCAGAACGUAGAAGGUUGUUUGAGAUGUUUGCAACAUGUGCAACAAGAAUGCUCUGUGUUGAAGAGCAAGCUUGAGAAAUUGUUCAUGCUGGAGCAACAGAUAGUGGCAGCUGGUGGAAAAAUUCCUGUCUUAGAAUAGAUCAACUCUACUUGAGAAAAACGUCAAGAAACACUGAUUUAAUUAAGUGUGUAGUUUUUGAUAUGCAUCCUUCUUGCUCACACAGAAGAAGGCACACAGGAUUUUAUCCAAGACCUUGUUUGAGAGCCUAGCUUUUUCUUAGCAUAUAUAGAUAUAUAUAUAUUUAUAUUAUCAGUUGAACCGUAUAGAGUUAAGAGUCAAUAUUAGACUAGUGGUUUGAUAAUAGUCUAUUAUAUAUGACUUUGGUAUGCAUGUGUAAUGGUGUUUGGUGUUACCUCUAUUUUGCAAGACACAUCAGGUUGUGUAACUUCUCUAUGAUAUGAAAUCUUCUUUGGUUUAAUUA
Cannabis sativa is the source of this 1272-nucleotide messenger RNA. RefSeq names its product histidine-containing phosphotransfer protein 1. Gene Ontology annotation, cellular component: nucleus; cytoplasm. Lineage: Eukaryota; Viridiplantae; Streptophyta; Magnoliopsida; Rosales; Cannabaceae. Gene Ontology annotation, molecular function: protein histidine kinase binding; histidine phosphotransfer kinase activity. The transcript is spliced from 6 exons. The coding region runs from base 471 to 929 and encodes 152 amino acids. Gene Ontology annotation, biological process: phosphorelay signal transduction system; cytokinin-activated signaling pathway; phosphorylation. The record is from RefSeq and is a predicted model, not a curated record.